UUUUCCAUCAUACCGUGCAUUAUCGAUUCGAAGUUUACGCGCUGCAAGCGAAAAACCUGUUUAAAGAAAAAUGGGAGGGUUAAGUCUUUUAAGUUUAGAAAAUCAGGUAUUUCGUUGUUAUUUAACGUAUACCUCAAUUUUGGUGUUAAAGAUGAUGUUAAUGUCGAUUUUAACAUCAGUUCAGCGUCGUAAACAUGGAGUACUCACCUCACCUGAAGAUGCACCCCUAUUGAAACCUCUUCGCAAAUCACAUGAUGACGUCGACCGUGUUCGGAGAGCUCACUUAAAUGAUAUGGAAAACAUUCCUCUAUUCUUCGUAGUUGGUUUUACGUACAUUCUAACCAAUCCAGCGCCAUUGAUUGCUUCAUACAUAUUUCGCAUUUACACCGUAUCCAGAAUAAUUCAUACUUUUGUGUACGCAAUUUACGUGAUUCCACAACCCGCUAGAGGACUUGCUUGGGUAGUUGGAUAUCUCGUUAACGCUUAUAUGGCUGUAAGGACCAUUAUUACGUUCGCAACAUGGUGAUGAAGUACGAUGUGCACCUUUUAUUUUUAGCUAUGUUGCGUAUCUAGGUACCUGUUAUAGAAAAAUAUACAUUUUAAAAGGUCA
This is a messenger RNA of Photinus pyralis (common eastern firefly), 610 nucleotides long. RefSeq names its product microsomal glutathione S-transferase 1-like. The record is from RefSeq and is a predicted model, not a curated record. Gene Ontology annotation, cellular component: membrane. Bases 71 to 526 code for a protein of 151 amino acids. Lineage: Eukaryota; Metazoa; Arthropoda; Insecta; Coleoptera; Lampyridae. The transcript is spliced from 3 exons.